AUGGCAAGACAGCUUGGCGUUGGUGCAAUUACAUACAGCACAAUGGAAAGGAAUCCCCUGGAGAGAAAAUAUAAGGUCGAUCGUUUUACCUAUGAUAAGUUAUCAGCGGGAAAUAUCACGCAUGCAGACUUAACUCAGCUACUAUCGUUCAAUGAUGGUUUGAACGGUUUGAGUAUGAACAACCUGGCUUCUCUCGAGGAAACUACACAGGAGCUUUUCGUAAAACUUUCUAACGACAAUCCUCCAGAAAAGAAAUUUAGUUAUCACUUAAACUAUGGGGACUAUUUGAAUCGUUUUGUUAUGGAAAAUAAGAUGAUCGUUCCUACUGUCGAUGUCAAUCAUAAAUCACCACAAAAGAUUUCCGUAAAUCUCGGUUUGCUAAAAGAUCACACUGCCAGCCCUUGUGUCAAACAGGCGAUAAUUUUGGUGAUGAUAAAUUCUAGAGCAGAUCGGUUCUAUCGACGUAAUGGUAUUCGACAAACUUGGGGAAAUGGAAGUGAAUUUAAUCACGUUAAUAAACAUCCGUAUGCGUGGCGUACUUUAUUCGUUGUUGGCCAAAGUAAGAACGCAGAAAUUAAUAAUGCUGUCUAUAGGGAAUCUGCAAUAUACCAAGAUAUAAUUUUUGCGAGAUUAGAUGAUACGCCUCAUAAUAAAACCUUGAAAACAAUCCUUGGGAUGCUUUGGGCUUGGAAUUUUUGUCAACCAUAUUUUACUAUUAAAGGUGAUGACGAUAUUUUCUUAAAUUCUCCGAGAAUAUUCGAAUUCGUAAAUCAAUUAAUUAAUAAAAAGAAGGGAGGACCAGAUAAAUUAUGGCUUUGCAAUGUAUUCACGAGGAAGAAUCUAUCUAUCAAAUUAGCGCAUGUCAAGCGAAAAAUUGGGAAGAAUCAAGCUAAAUUAUGGAGCAUAUUUCACGGUAAUGUAUAUCCACCGUCCUGCACUGGGUUUGCAUAUUUAAUGACUUUUGAUGUUUUGAUGGAAAUCGUAACAGCUUUCAAGGAUAUACCGAUAUUACCGUUUGCUGAGGAUGUGUAUAUAAGCUUACUUGCUGAGAAGAAAGGCGUAAAGCCUAAGCAUGAUCAGCGAUUUCGAACUGAUUUAUUCAAAGGUCCAAGUAUUUAUAACGUAUCUGUAGAUGAAAUUGACUCUGUCUUUGCUAUUCACGGCGUUACCGAAAUGUCUAAGCAAAGAUUCCUUUAUGCGCUCUCAUUAAAUGGUAUUAUGAUAAAGGGAUUGCAUGCAAAUUAA
This is a messenger RNA of Trichoplax adhaerens, 1245 nucleotides long. RefSeq lists its product as uncharacterized. Lineage: Eukaryota; Metazoa; Placozoa; Uniplacotomia; Trichoplacea; Trichoplacidae. The transcript is spliced from 2 exons. The coding region runs from base 1 to 1245 and encodes 414 amino acids. The record is from RefSeq and is a predicted model, not a curated record. Gene Ontology annotation, molecular function: hexosyltransferase activity. Gene Ontology annotation, cellular component: membrane.